CUCUUCCUCAUCCUUCGAUCAGCUGCCACAUGGUAUCCGCCGCAAGCAUGUGAGCUUCCAUCAUCAGAGACGACAUCGAGGAGAUGGGGGUGUGUUUUCUCCACGCCCUCCCGGCCCAUGACGCUUCAUCGACGGACUCACCUUCGGAUCCACGCAUCACUGAACUUCCCAACGCCUACAACGACGUGUUUGAAGGCCCGCACGGAGUAGUACCGGAUCGACCCAUCUGCCACGAGAUCAUCCUCGAGGACGGGGCCGUACCUCCGAGCGGUUGCAUCUCCCGAAUGAGCGAGGAAGAGUUGAGUGUGCUUCGGGCACAACUCGACGACCUUCUGGAGAAAGGCUGGAUUCGGCCUAGCUCAUCGCCAUACGGUGCUCCUGUUCUCUUCGUCCGGAAGAAGAACAAGGAUUUGCGGUUGUGCAUCGAUUAUCGCAAGCUCAACGCGCAGACGAUCAGAAACACCGGCCCUCUCCCACGCAUCGACGAUCUUCUCGAGCGACUGGGCGGCACAAAGUUCUUCUCCAAGCUCGAUCUCAAGUCAGGAUAUCACCAACUCGAGAUUCGCAAGGAGGACCGUUACAAAACCGCGUUUACGACGCGAUAUGGGCAUUUCGAAUGGCUAGUUAUGCCAUCUGGCCUUACGAAUGCCCCGGCCACUUUCCAAGCGGCUAUGACAACUAAAUACGGACACAUGCUGGAUCGAUACGUACUCAUCUACCUCGACGACAUCCUGGUGUACAGCCUGAGUUUGGACGAGCAUGUGGAGCACCUGCGCACCGUUUUGGAGCGGCUACGACAAGCCAAGUACAAAGCCAACCGCGACAAGUGCGAAUUCGCGCGGCAGGAGCUGGAGUACUUGGGUCAUUAUGUGACACCGCAAGGCAUCCGUCCGCUCGCGGACAAGAUCGAGGCCCUACGAGUAUGGCCCGAGCCCACCAACACCACGGACGUUCGUUCAUUCAUGGGAUUGGCGGGCUACUAUCAGCGAUUCAUCACCGGAUACUCCAGGAUUGCUGCACCUAUGACGAGGUUACAGUCGCCAAAGGUGCCAUUCGUAUUCGAUGACGACGCACGCCGAUCAUUCCAAGCACUUAAGACAGCUAUGCUCAUGGCACCCGUCCUUAGCAUCUAUGACCCCACCUUGCCGACGAGAGUGACUACGAACGCUUCCGGCUAUGGCAUUGGGGCAGUCUUGGAACAGCACGACGGCGACGACUGGCACCCUGUGGAGUAUUUCAGCCACAAAGUGCCUCCCAUCAACUCGCUUGAUGAUGCAAGGAAGAAGGAGCUACUCGCGUUCGUCAUGGCUCUCAAGCGAUGGCGGCACUUCCUCCUUGGGCGUCUGAUGGGGGUGGAAGAAGGGUUGGGGGUGGCCGGCUAUGGCGGAUGGGUGUGGGUGACGGAGGUGGAAGAAGGGUUGGGGGUGGUCGGCUAUGGUGGAUGGGUGUAGGUGAUGGAGGUGGAAGAGGGGUUGGUGGUGGUCGAGAUUGGAGGGGGGGUGGCGACAGCGAAAGCUUGUCG
Chara braunii is the source of this 1522-nucleotide messenger RNA. The record is from the annotation of a GenBank genome assembly. Lineage: Eukaryota; Viridiplantae; Streptophyta; Charophyceae; Charales; Characeae.